UCUUCCUUCAAUUUGAAUCCCCAAACCCCAAAGGUCAAAACCAGAGAAAAUAGCGAAAAAGGGCAAACACUAAAUUUUCCGGCCAAAACCCUCACCGGGAAUUCCCUUGCUCGAAAUCCACUUAAGAAAGAUAAUCUUCUAAAACUCUCAGAUCAGCUUUCUUUUUUGGAAAAGAGCAGAUUUAUAAGCGAGUGGUUUUAGGGUUUUUCACUUUUCAAGAUCACUCUUUUGCUAUAGAAGGAAUUUCGUAUUCUAGGUUUUCUUUCAAUUUUUUUGGUGUUUUUUGGUCAAGAUCACUAGAUGGAUCUCCCUUCAGAAAUCGACAAUUACAUAAAAGAAACAAUCGACGAUUCCUUAGGCCUCCCAGUUUCUACACACACUCUGCAGUUGAAGCUUCGCGCCUCGGAGGAUACCCACCGCCGCCUCCAUGACCAGUACCUUCUUCUCCUCGAGAAAUUGCGCCAAAAAGACCAACUCAUCGACCGAACCAAGGCGGAGGCGAGUAUGAAUGCGAUGGCGCUGAAGAAGUUUGUGGAGGAAAAUCAGAGAUUGGCGGCAGAGUGUGCUAGUUUGGUGAAUCAGUGUAACAAAUGGGAGAGGGAGUGUUCACUUUAUGACCACGACAGAGAGGCUUUAAUGGAAUUUGGAAACGAGGCUGAUGAGAGGGCAAGAGAGGCCGAGGUUAGGGUUCGUGAGUUGGAAGAGGUAUUAGGAAAGUUAUCUGAGGAAUUGCAGUUCUACAAGAACGAGUGCGAAAUGCAUAGGGUUCCUUCAUCUGCUAAGAGCACAGAUGUGGAACAGAAUUUACUCGAGUCCAUUUUAGCUACAUUGGUCAGUAAAGAUGAAGUUGAACUUGGUCAUGCUUUUCUGGAGGCCAACAGUGGACAUGAGUCGUGUCAAAAGUUGCUGAAAGUACGGAACAGCUUGAGGCCAUCAACUCAGAGAGUCUUAUCUUUGGCUGCUAAAGUGAAGAAGCUUCAAAAAGAUAAGGAACAUCUCAGGAUCAAUCUUACCAGAGCUGAAGAGGAGGUCCACUUGCUAUCUGAAGAAAACAACAUAUUGAAUGAGGAGAACAAAAAAUUAUUGAAGCAACGUCGCCGAGAAUACAACCUUGAUGGCUCUGGUGGAAAACAUACAAGCAGUGCAUCUGCCAAGAGGAGCAAACGAAAAUCAAGUCCAAAGAUGACUAGCCCAGUCGAUAUGAAAAUUGAUUCGAAAGACAUAGAUUCAUUGAGGCAGCCACUAUCACCUUUGCGACAAAACUCUCCCGAAUGUAGGAUGCAUAAGAAGUAACAGGGGAUUCUUUUGUAUUUUGUGUAUUUUCUUCUUAUUACCUCUGGGUAGUUCUUUUUAUGUUGGAUAGUAUUACUGAUGGGAACUAGCUACAUACAUGUGGUUAUGUCAGAACUCUUAACUAAUCAAUUAGCGACUCGGGGGUUCUUUUUCCCUCCUUUACUUGA
Molecule: messenger RNA, 1460 nt
Organism: Manihot esculenta (cassava)
Lineage: Eukaryota; Viridiplantae; Streptophyta; Magnoliopsida; Malpighiales; Euphorbiaceae
Product: WPP domain-interacting tail-anchored protein 2
Exons: 6
Coding region: 301-1293 (330 amino acids)
Source: RefSeq, a predicted model, not a curated record